This is a messenger RNA of Varanus komodoensis (Komodo dragon), 2631 nucleotides long. It is a transcript of the gene SRSF10, whose product is annotated as serine and arginine rich splicing factor 10. The transcript has 6 exons. NCBI's taxonomy places the organism in Eukaryota, Metazoa, Chordata, Lepidosauria, Squamata, Varanidae. The record is from RefSeq and is a predicted model, not a curated record. Bases 155 to 943 code for a protein of 262 amino acids. Gene Ontology annotation, molecular function: RNA binding.
CGUCGAGCGCGCGGGUCGAGGUCUCGCGAGAGGUUGCCACAAGGCGGUUGCGCCGAGGCGCUCUCUGCGUGUCUCUGCUCGGCCGAGGGUCGCUUCGCCGAUUGUGCGCCGAGACAGCCGCCCGCCCGCCCGCUUCCUUCCUUCCAGAAACGCCAUGUCUCGCUACUUGCGGCCUCCCAACAGCUCGCUCUUCGUGCGGAACGUGGCCGACGACACUAGGUCAGAAGACUUGCGUCGUGAAUUUGGUCGUUAUGGUCCAAUAGUUGAUGUUUAUGUGCCCCUGGAUUUCUACACUCGCCGUCCAAGAGGAUUUGCUUAUGUUCAAUUUGAAGACGUUCGUGAUGCUGAAGAUGCCCUUCAUAAUUUGGACCGGAAGUGGAUUUGUGGCCGCCAAAUAGAAAUCCAGUUUGCUCAAGGAGAUCGGAAAACACCAAACCAAAUGAAAGCAAAGGAAGGAAGAAAUGUGUACAGCUCUUCCCGUUAUGAUGACUAUGACAGAUACAGGCGUUCUAGAAGCCGCAGUUAUGAAAGGAGGAGGUCAAGAAGCCGUUCUUUUGACUACAGCUAUCGCAGAUCUUAUAGCCCUAGAAACAGUAGACCUGCUGGAAGACGUCGCCGUAGCAGAAGUCGUUCAGAUAAUGAUAGGUUCAAACACCGUAACAGAUCUUUUUCAAGGUCAAAGUCCAAUUCAAGAUCACGAUCUAAGUCACCACCCAAAAAAGAAAUGAAGGCUAAAUCACGUUCUAGGUCUGCAUCUCGCACUAAAUCUAGAGGCACCUCUAAAACGGAUUCUAAGACACAAUAUAAAUCCAGCUCAAGAUAUGAAAAAGAAUCAAGGAAAAAAGAACCAACUAGAUCCAAAUCUCAGUCGAGAUCGCAUUCUAGAUCUAGAUCAAAAUCCAGAUCCAGGUCAUGGGCUAGUCCCAAGUCCAGUGGCCAUUAACAGUGUACCUUGUUUUUUUAGGCAUGUAUCAUCCAGUUACACAGUUGAGUUAUGAUGUUGCAACAUUGCUUUAAAAUAACAUUGUCAGUUAUCCCUGUAGCGGGAAAUUAUUACUAUUAAAAUACAAUAUUGAGAAUCUUAUACAAAAGAGUCCACUUUGUUAAAUGUCAUGGGCAGCUACUGAAGUUCUUGUGGUGUUUCUAUGUAUAUUUUUGUAAAAGACUUGCAUUUUUAUGCUUCAAAUAUUAAUGGUACCUUGAUUAUCACCAUAGUUUAUAGAAUUAUUUUAAUCUCAUCCAUAAAGAAUAACUGUUCCCUGUAUAUUUAAAUUGUUCGGUAUCCCCGCUGUACAGUUGGAAAACUGGGAGCUCAUAUGCAACAGUGACUGCUGUGAAGUAUAAACUAUAAUAAUUUCAAGUUUCAAAAUGAGGUUUUGGAUUUGUCAUGCGCAUUUGUGCCAAGAUGACUGGAUUCUGGGGUAUUGAGAAAAAUGGUAUCGAGGUACUCAUUGAUAACUUCUGAAGUGAUGGUUCUGGUAGUAUAACAAAGAAGACUAGAGCAGGAAUCUACUGUGAGAACUUAUUGUAGAUUUUGUCAGGAUUUCUCAUGCUUCCUCCUAACUGAUAAUUUAAUCCCUAAAAGUAAAAAUAUUCCAUUAAAUAAUUAGAUAAAAAUAUAUACAACUAUAUGCAGUGUGGUGUAUCUUAAGUUUUAGUGAGCAGUUGAUCACAACUUGCUUAAGAUUUCUUGCUGCAUUAAGUCAAAUGAACAUGCUGAAUUAGUUUGUAUGGCAUGUAAAAACCAAAUUUAUGCCAUUUACUUCCUAGAUAGCUUGUGAAUCCCAUAAAUACCUAUUUCUAGCCAUGUCUUUCUAAACAUGAUUACGGUAAUGCAUCAGAACCUAUGAAGUAGGUCAAGCAAGCCUGUCUGUUCAAAAGAUGGAUUAUAAAUAGGGCUCCAGUUACCAUAUAGCACACCUCAACUUGUGUGUUCACAGUGUGUGUGAAGAAGAGCUGCAUCCUUUGCUUUUGUUUUGUUGUAACCCAAUAUCAAGACUGCAUAUGAUCAAUUGCCAUAGCAUAAUCUCAGAAGUACUCUCUGAAGAAUGCACCCUGUUGUAAUAAGGUAGUUUUUCUAUUGAAAUGUGAAAGCCAGUAACAAACCCUGAAAGGUCCUCAGCUUCCACCAAGUAGAGCAACUGAAUAUUGAACUGCCUGUUUCUGUAGAAAACAAUGUUCAGAUUUAAAUUUUAGUUACGCACAGGCCACUCAGGAGUUAAAGGUGGCUUUUAAAAUUCUGGAUGUGGAAUGUUCCGAGGGGUGAUUGUUGAACCUUUGUAUAUUUGAUAGUAUUUCUAACUUUUCCUUUCAUGUUAAAAGUUAAUGUUCUGCUAUGCAAUCAUUUAUAACUUGGGUUCCUUUUUUUAAUUUUGUAGACUUCUGAUGUAUAGUUUAAAACAAAGUGUAAAAUUGUGGUGUAACUGUGCAGCUCUGGUCAGAGAAAGUUGUGGAAAUAAACUUUGUAUUUCCUUUCUUAUAGAAGCUUCUACAAAGGUAUUUUUAUAUGUUCUUUUUAAAAUAGUGUACUACCUUAAACAUAAGUGUUUUGAUCAAGCAACAUCCAGCUUAUCUCUGCUUGCUGUAAACUACUAGCAAAUGUGCUAUAAUAAAGAAGGAAAUAGAAAUCCA